Betta splendens (Siamese fighting fish) is the source of this 4123-nucleotide messenger RNA. It is a transcript of the gene ranbp9, whose product is annotated as RAN binding protein 9. Gene Ontology annotation, cellular component: cytoplasm. The transcript is spliced from 14 exons. The record is from RefSeq and is a predicted model, not a curated record. Gene Ontology annotation, biological process: cell surface receptor signaling pathway; cytoskeleton organization. Lineage: Eukaryota; Metazoa; Chordata; Actinopteri; Anabantiformes; Osphronemidae. The coding region runs from base 528 to 2327 and encodes 599 amino acids. Gene Ontology annotation, molecular function: protein binding.
CUAACUGGCGUUUAUUUCAGAAAGGCUCGGGUGCGCGCGUGGUCGCCGAUGAGCCGCUUCCCCUCCGCUCGCUGUUUACCUCAGUGGAGCCGCUCUCGACCAAUCAGCUUCGCGGGCGACGCUCCGACAACAAACAAAAGAUCGAGGCUAGCUGAGCUCAUUAUGCUCCGCCGUUCCGUCUAGCAUAGCGCUCUCAACAGCGGCCCGCUCCGCUGGCUAUUAGCUACUUUCUCCAUCGUCUGUGAAAGACAACAUUCUUCUAGUGUCCGUAUUUGUUGCUUUGUGCCAGCUAAUGUAAACCCGAACCAUUUCAGCGACCCCUUUGCCAUUGCUGGCUAAGCUAAACGCGUAAGCUAGCUUAGCUACGCAGCUAACCAGCUCUGGCUGCCUCUCUGCGACCAGCGAAGCCAGUUAGCUUAGCCUGCUAGCUAGCUUUGCUAAACUGCUCUUUAAAACUUGACACUGAGUGACACAAGUGGCCUGGCUUGUUGCUAACAAGCCGUUUAAGUAGAGCUCGUGUCGUAGUCAUGUCUGGACAGUCAUCGGGUUGUGGGUUUCUGAUGUCGGUUGUUGUCCACGGAGACUCUGCUCUAAACGAGCAGGAAAAGGAGCUGAACCAGCGACUGCGACGACUCUACCCAGCCGUUAAUGAAAACGAGACCCCGCUCCCUCGGUCUUGGAGCCCAAAGGACAAGUUUAGCUACAUCGGGCUCUCUCAGAACAAUCUCCGUGUUCACUAUAAAGGUCACGGUAAAACCCCUAAAGAUGCAGCGUCUGUACGGGCCACACACCCCAUCCCAGCUGCCUGCGGCGUCUACUACUUUGAGGUGAAGAUCAUCAGUAAAGGCCGAGAUGGGUACAUGGGCAUCGGCCUUUCAGCUCAGGGGGUGAACAUGAACAGACUUCCUGGUUGGGACAAGCACUCGUAUGGUUACCAUGGCGAUGACGGACACUCCUUCUGCUCAUCUGGCACCGGGCAACCCUACGGACCCACGUUUACAACGGGUGAUGUGAUCGGCUGCUGCGUUAACCUCAUCAACAACACCUGCUUCUACACAAAGAACGGCCACAGCCUCGGUAUCGCCUUCACAGAUCUACCGCCGAACCUGUACCCAACCGUGGGCCUUCAGACUCCAGGAGAGGUGGUGGAUGCAAACUUUGGUCAGCACCCCUUCGUGUUUGACAUUGAGGACUACAUGCGUGAGUGGAGAACGAAGAUCCAGGCCCAGAUCGAUCACUUCCCCAUCGGAGAGCGUGAGGGCGAGUGGCAGUCCAUGAUCCAGAAGAUGGUGGCUUCAUACCUGGUGCACCACAGCUAUUGUGCCACGGCUGAAGCUUUUGCCAAGUCCACCAACCAGGCCGUGCACGAGGAGCUGGCCUCCAUUAAAAAUCGACAGAAGAUCCAGAAGCUGGUGUUGUCCGGUAGAAUGGGUGAGGCCAUCGAGACCACCCAGCAGCUCUACCCCAACCUCCUGGAGAGGAACCCAGACCUGCUCUUCAUGCUCAAGGUGAGGCAGUUCAUAGAGAUGGUGAAUGGGACCGACAGCGAGGUGAGGUGUCUCGGUGGUCGCAGCCCAAAGUCUCAGGACAGUUACCCCGGCUCCCCCAGACCCUUCAGCAGCCCCAGCCACAAAGCCAGCAGCUCCCAGCCCUACAUCACAGGGUUUGACAGCAACUGCUGUAAUGGAGUGACGCCUAAUAAGAGCCACAGCUCCUCCCCUCACAGUCACAAGCCCUGCCCCCCAGGCUCUGGCUCCGCCCCCUCAGCGUCGGACGUUAGCCUCAACGGGAGCCGCAGUCAACAGACCAGUAACGACGUGGACAUGGAGGUUGACCACUUCACCAACGGCGUGACGGAGUCGUCCUCUAAUGGUUUCCUGAACGGCAGCUCUAAACACGCCCCAGAGGCCGACGACUGUGACGCAGACAUGGAGGUGGAGUCGACUCAGUCCAAGAGGCAGCUGUGCGGCGGCAGCCAGGCGGCCAUCGAGAGAAUGAUCCACUUCGGCAGGGAGCUCCAGAGCAUGAGCGAACACCUCCGCCGUGAGUGCGGCAAGAACUCUGCCAACAAGAAGAUGCUGAAGGAUGCCUUCAGCCUGCUGGCGUACUCGGAUCCCUGGAACAGCCCGGUCGGCUACCAGCUGGACGCCCUGCAGAGGGAGCCGGUCUGCUCCACGCUCAACAGUGCAAUACUAGAGACUCACAAUCUGCCCAAGCAGCCGCCUCUGGCCCAGGCCGUGGGCCAGGCCGCCCAGUGUCUCGCCAUCAUGGCUCGGACUGGCAGCGGCUCCUGCGCCUUUGCCUCUGUGGACGAUUACCUGCACUAGCUCUGUCUGUACCACACACGCGCACACACACACACACACACACACACACACAGCCCGCCACUCUGAGGACCCGUCCAGAGGAGCCUCCCUCCUUGAGCCUCCUGGCGGGUCCUCGGCCUGACGGCUCCACCACAGACUCAGAUCCAUCGUAAAGCUGAACGUUCCGCCUCCACCUCGGCUCGGCCCUGCUCACCGCUCCUACAGCCACUCGAGGCUGCGCCUGCUCGGCCCUCAGCAGAACGCUGCACAUGUGGAUUGUUACCCUGGGGGCAUCAACCGCGCUUUAACACAAGCGAACGCUGAGUCUCCACUGAGGCGCCGUUACACCGUUACAGACACCCUCACCCUGUGCACCGCCCCUGCCCCCAGAGACCCGCUCUCAUUUCAGGACAAUGGUGGAGUCUAGUGUGACACGUGGACUCGGGACUCAGGACUUGGAAGAAGCCAGAGAUUAUCGACCGUCUUCACUCAGCGUUCCCGCUUUUAACCUUUUUAUUUAGUUUUGUUUGUCAUGGCUGAGGAGGGAGGGCGUCGCCUGGCACUGGUUUGUUUUUAGUUUUUUGCAGGUUUACGAGGCCUGGUGCAGACGGCCAUGUUAUCAUUAUUAUUAUUAUUAUUAUUGUUGUUAUUAUUAUUCUAAGUACCAUUCUAUUAAUUGUUACUUGCAUUCACAGUAUAUUUGUUGAGGCCAGCGAGAGCAAGUUCCACCAACUUAUUAUAAUAAAGGUCCCGAUUCCACCGACGACCAGUGACGAGUGUGUGUACAUGUUAACGCUCACGAUGUGUUCAGGAGCCCACGUGCUGCUUGCUUCCUGUGCUGACCCGUUACCACGGUAACGGCUCUGUUAUUGUGAUGUCAGAGAGUCAGAUUCUCACUCUCCAUUGAGGUAAAUCCUUCAAAUCCUUCAGGACAGAGUUGAGGUCUGAACCAGCAGCAGCUCUGGUGCUGAGCGUGUUUGAUCAGGUGGUCAAAGCUGCUUUAAGGUCGACAUUUCAUUUUAAGUCAAACUGAGGUUUCAACUCUAAAUGCUAAACAACUUUGACCUUCAGGUAUAAGUUUAUAUUUCAUAUACUUUAUUCCACUAGUUCUGUGUACAGUUGUUAGUUUGACUUGUAACUUUCAUCCAGUGACCACAGAAUCGGCUGCAGCAAAUCAUCCCUCACCAGAAGCAGCUGCAGAUGUGAGAGCAUUCCAUCCUAGACGAGGUCCGUCUGAGCUCCUUCAUCCUUAAAGAAGCUCAAACGGACCGACCGAGCUGGUUCAGGUUCGCUCUGCCCUGAGAGUCAUGAUGUCAUCGUGUCCACCCGUCGCCCUCAGAGCCAGGCUUCCACUUCAUGUAGUUCUGUGCUGAAAAGCAUCUGCAAGGAAACGGCUUAAGUCUCAUCCAGUGAAGCCGACUGCUCCGUGGCUUUUACGUCCACAACAUAAAAUACCAAAUACUUUAGGCAAGAGAAACACUAAGGUGACGUUGGUUCUCCCCAGGGCUCACAGACGCCGCUCCUCAUGGUGGAACCCAGCUCUUCUGUAUUUGAGUUUGUAUUUUUCAAAUUACGGCUGCAGCAUCGUUUAGAAAACUUCUUAGGCAAAGGUUCUGUUGUCUCAGAGUAAGGUCUGAAACCUAUGCAUGCCAUAGUAAAGUGGUGGUAAGAUCACAUUAGCGUCUCUUACUCCUUGUAGCCAGUUCAGUGUAUAAGGAAGAUGUCACCAGUACAUUGUCCACUGACUGUGUCCAUCUGGAGAAAAAAUGUGCAAUUUGUAAGGGGGGAAAAGAUUUAUAUUAAAAAUGGCAAAUGAC